Messenger RNA from Caenorhabditis sp. 36 PRJEB53466, 509 nucleotides. The record is from the annotation of a GenBank genome assembly. Lineage: Eukaryota; Metazoa; Nematoda; Chromadorea; Rhabditida; Rhabditidae.
AUGGCGAUUGGAGCGGGAAAUGAGAACUACGUGAUGCAAGUUUCCAUCAAUCCCAAUGAUCCGUCGGUUCUGGCGAGUGUUUGUUCGGACAAAACCAUAAAGUUCUGGCGAUUGGGAGAAGAAAAGGUCGUUCGAAUUCUGGAAGGAGUGAAUUGUGUGGAAUUCUGUAAAGAGGACGGAAAAAUGCUGUCAGGAUCAGAUGAGACGUCGAUUAAAGUUUGGAAGGAACGAAAAGAGGUAAAGUCUUCAUUGUCAGGGCUUCUACUAUUGUUCGUUUUCAGAAAUGCCUCCGAACUCUAUCGGGACACCACCACAAUGUCACGGCUGUCUCCCAACACAAACAGUUUAUUCUCAGCGCGUCAAAAGAUGUGACUAAGGAAACAUAUAUUUUCAGUCUGGAAAAGGUUCUGAACUACGAGAUGGGAAGGGCUUGGAGUCUGUGCGGCGGCGAGGAAACGGUUGCCAUCGGAUGGCGAUUCUGGAGCCGUCGUGUUGAAACUGAGCUGUAA